CAUGGCACAGAAGGAAGAUAUGGAAGAAAGAAUCACGACCCUUGAGAAACGUUACCUCAGUGCUCAGAGAGAAUCUACCUCCAUACAUGACAUGAAUGAUAAACUAGAAAAUGAGCUGGCAAAUAAAGAGGCCAUCCUACGGCAGAUGGAAGAGAAAAACAGACAGUUACAAGAACGUCUUGAGCUAGCUGAGCAAAAGUUGCAGCAGACUAUGAGAAAGGCUGAAACCCUACCUGAAGUAGAGGCUGAACUGGCUCAGAGAAUUGCUGCCCUAACAAAGGCUGAAGAGAGACAUGGAAAUAUUGAAGAACGUAUGAGACAUCUAGAAGGUCAGCUUGAAGAGAAAAAUCAGGAACUUCAAAGAGCUAGGCAAAGAGAGAAAAUGAAUGAGGAGCAUAACAAGAGAUUAUCCGAUACUGUUGAUAGACUUCUGACUGAAUCCAAUGAACGCCUACAGUUACACUUAAAGGAAAGAAUGGCUGCUCUGGAAGAGAAGGAAAGAUUAGCAGAAGAAAUUGAAAAGCUGAGAUCUGAACUUGACCAAUUGAAACUGAGAACUGGCUCUUUAAUUGAACCCACAAUAUCAAGAACUCAUCUAGACACCUCAGCUGAGUUGCGGUAUUCAGUUGGGUCCCUAGUGGACAGCCAGUCUGAUUACAGAACAACUAAAGUAAUAAGAAGGCCAAGAAGAGGCCGCAUGGGUGUGCGAAGAGAUGAGCCAAAGGUGAAAUCACUUGGGGAUCAUGAGUGGAAUAGAACUCAACAAAUUGGAGUACUAAGCAGCCACCCUUUUGAAAGUGACACUGAAAUGUCUGAUAUUGAUGAUGAUGACAGAGAGACAAUUUUUAGCUCAAUGGAUCUUCUCUCUCCAAGUGGUCAUUCUGAUGCCCAGACUCUAGCCAUGAUGCUUCAGGAACAACUGGAUGCCAUCAACAAAGAAAUCAGGCUGAUUCAAGAAGAAAAAGAAUCUACAGAGUUGCGUGCUGAGGAAAUUGAGAAUAGAGUGGCUAGUGUGAGCUUGGAAGGCCUGAAUUUGGCGAGGGUCCACCCAGGUACCUCCAUCACUGCCUCUGUUACAGCUUCAUCACUGGCCAGUUCAUCUCCCCCCAGUGGACACUCAACGCCAAAGCUCACCCCGCGAAGCCCUGCCCGGGAAAUGGAUCGGAUGGGAGUCAUGACGCUGCCAAGUGAUCUAAGGAAACAUCGGAGAAAGGUACUGGUGGUAGGCAAAGUGGGAAGAAAAUAAAAAAAUAACAUUCAAAAUCUAUUUGUUCCUCCUUUAGUACAUUUGUAAAGAAAAAAGUCUUAUGUACCCUGUGGACGGUGCAUCAAAAUGAACAGUCUGCCCUCUUUUGUAUUUUCCAGUAGUUUAUCUGCCUCUCUUGAGCCAGAAAGCCUUGGGCUUGGCAGUGCCAAUAGUAGCCAAGACUCUCUUCACAAAGCUCCCAAGAAGAAAGGAAUCAAGUCUUCAAUAGGACGUUUGUUUGGUAAAAAAGAAAAAGCUCGACUUGGGCAGCUCCGUAAGCAUGAACUUCUUGAAGAAGCUCGGAGAAAGGGAUUACCUUUUGCCCAGUGGGAUGGGCCCACUGUGGUCGCAUGGCUAGAGCUCUGGUUGGGAAUGCCUGCUUGGUAUGUGGCAGCCUGCAGAGCCAACGUGAAGAGUGGCGCCAUCAUGUCUGCUUUAUCUGACACCGAGAUCCAGAGAGAAAUUGGAAUCAGCAAUCCACUGCAUCGCUUAAAACUCCGAUUAGCAAUCCAGGAGAUGGUUUCCCUGACAAGUCCUUCAGCUCCUCCGACAUCCCGAACUCCUUCAGGCAACGUUUGGGUGACCCACGAAGAAAUGGAAAAUCUUGCAGCUCCAGCAAAAACGAAAGAAUCUGAGGAAGGAAGCUGGGCUCAGGAAUCAUUCAAAACCAGUUUGCAGUAUGGAAUUAUGUGCUUAAAGAGGUUGAAUUAUGACAGAAAAGAACUAGAAAGAAGACGGGAAGCAAGCCAACACGAAAUAAAAGAUGUGUUGGUGUGGAGCAAUGAUCGAGUUAUUCGCUGGAUACAAGCAAUUGGACUUCGGGAAUAUGCAAAUAAUAUUCUUGAGAGUGGUGUGCAUGGCUCACUUAUAGCCCUGGAUGAGAACUUUGACUACAGCAGCUUAGCUUUAUUAUUACAGAUUCCAACACAGAACACCCAGGCAAGGCAGAUCCUUGAAAGGGAAUACAAUAACCUCUUGGCCCUGGGAACCGAGCGGCGACUAGAUGAAAGUGAUGACAAGAAUUUCCGACGUGGAUCAACUUGGAGAAGGCAGUUUCCUCCUCGUGAAGUACAUGGAAUCAGCAUGAUGCCCGGGUCUUCAGAAACAUUACCAGCUGGAUUUAGGUUAACCACAACAUCUGGGCAGUCAAGGAAAAUGACAUCAGAUGUUGCUUCAUCAAGAUUGCAGAGGUUAGACAACUCCACUGUUCGUACAUACUCAUGUUGACAAGCCACUCAAAGGAGGCAGCACUGACCUGCUAUGUCGUCUUUUCAGUCUAUUCUACCUGAAGUGCACUACCAUCUAAGAAGAAGGGCAGUGAAAAUCUUCACGAAGACUGAAUUCUAAGAAAAUAACAACAAAGUGACGAUUUAUUAAAAGCUGAAAAAUGUGAUUUGGGGGGAGUCAGAUAAUAAGUUUGAUUAGUUUACUACAAUUGUAAUAAAAUGGUUAAGUCAUUUGAAUAAUAAACAUUACCCACAUCAUAAAUUCUGUACAACAAAUGCUUUUAUGAAAUGAAGCCACUUGUUUUUUCAUGUUUUAUUGUAAUAUACUAGACAUUUAUGUAUUACUGUGUAUUUCUUUUUAAAUGUGUCUUAUGUAAAUGGAUAUAAAUAUGAUUUUUUAAAAAAUAAAAUAUAUGGUUCAUGGAGUCUCAAGUGCAAACAUUUGACAAUUCCAAGUACUGUUUGUAUUUUACCAUUCCACCAUUUUUACAGUUUUUGAAUUGUAACAGUCAAAUCGAUAUGUUUCCUUGAAGCAUGUUUCAUGCUUCAACAUGUUUCUCCUUCAAUCUGUCAAUACUUAAAGCUGAACACCUGCCUCUGAUCAUGUAAAAAAGAAUGAUUUAACCUGGAACUGGAGCCAAAAAUAGACCUUUAAAGGCAAUCAGGGAUGUCCUAUAUCUUUAGAAAUAGCACUGUGAUGGCUCGAUCUCCUUUUCAAUACAAAACAAAGCCAAACUGUUUACAAGAGUCAAAAGCAAUUAUUUAAAAAUUUAUAUAAAAAAACCAUUAUCUUCUCUUGUUACCUGUGGACCAAGGGGGGAAAAAACUUCUUUACUAAGAACCAUGUGUUCAUUCAAAUAUCUUGAACCGCCAGCCAGCACGGGACAGUGAAUGUCAACCACUUCAGAGUCUGAGGCUUAUUUCCAAUGGAAAAAACAAAACCCCAGAAACCCUUUCCUUUUGUCAAUAUAACAGGGCAUUAGCCAGACUCAUGUCUAAUGUUAUAAGCUUUUAGCCGAGAUGGCCUUGUUGUGACUUCCCUGAAGUCAGUUUUAUCAGAGGAAAUAAACGAAAGACAGAAUGAUUAACAUAUAUAGUGUAUAAAAGUAUAGAAGAGUAAUCUCUUCCCUGUGGCUUUAUUUGGUGGUGUUACUGUUGUUUAUUCUUUGUUUAUAUGGGAGAUUUCAAAGUAAAAGCUAUUUAAUAAUACCAUUUAUCUAACCGCUGAUUUUCUGCUGCUUGAUCUUACUAAGCGCAAGACCUGUCAUUAGUAAUUUCUCUUUUGUAUUUUAAUUUGCUAUGUUUGCACGUACAUUACAUUUGUUUGAUGUCUAUUUUUGUUUAACAGAUUCAGUCAAAAGGUAAUGGUAACAGAAACCCUCUCCAUUGUCAAUAAAAAAAAUACUUCCA
This is a messenger RNA of Propithecus coquereli (Coquerel's sifaka), 3882 nucleotides long. RefSeq names its product protein tyrosine phosphatase, receptor type, f polypeptide (PTPRF), interacting protein (liprin), alpha 2 (gene PPFIA2). Lineage: Eukaryota; Metazoa; Chordata; Mammalia; Primates; Indriidae. Gene Ontology annotation, molecular function: protein binding. The transcript is spliced from 22 exons. The record is from RefSeq and is a predicted model, not a curated record. Gene Ontology annotation, biological process: synapse organization. Gene Ontology annotation, cellular component: presynaptic active zone.